Messenger RNA from Spodoptera litura, 1167 nucleotides. The record is from RefSeq and is a predicted model, not a curated record. Lineage: Eukaryota; Metazoa; Arthropoda; Insecta; Lepidoptera; Noctuidae.
UUAAAUUAAAUGCUACUCUUUAUUCCGAUUCACCACUAUCACAUAAAGUUCACUGCGGCAGAACAAAAGCUGAAGCCAUUGUUUUGAAUGUCCUAGCACCGAAUUCAAUCCAGUCAACAAUACAAGACCUAAAAAGGACUUAAUCUAGAGGCGGGUUUCACUUUUCGAUUGCUAUCGACGCCUCAAAUAAAGGAUCCCAGAAAAUGUAUCCAAUUGUCAUCAGAUACUUUGACCAAGAAAAAGGUGUUCAGAAUAAAUUAAUGGAUUUUUAUGAGGAUUCGAACGAAACAUCUCAAAAAAUUUUUGAGAAUAUUGACAAUUUUAUGCUUCAGCAUGACUUAGACACAACUUUGCUGUCUGCUUUCUCUGCAGAUAAUGCAUCGGUUAAUUACGGUGCUCACAAUUCCGUGUACCAAAAAAUUAAAGAUAAAUAUUCCGAUACCAAAGUCGUUAAAGCAAAUUGUAACUGUCAUGUUCUUCAUAACGCCGCCAGAAACGCUAUGAAAGCUUUAACAUAUGAUGUGGAAAACUUGAUUAUGAAAGUUUAUGCGGAAUUUUCGAACAGCGCAAAACGCACGAGAGAAUUGCAGGCAUUUUUUGAGGAGUUUGAAAUUGAAUACAGAAAAGUUUUGAGACAUGGGCCAACUAGAUGGUUAAGUUUGGGAAGAGCUGUUGACAGAUUGAUAUUGUCAUGGCCUGCUGUAUCCGCGUAUUUCAAAAGUCUUGGUGAAGCAGCAUACCAUAAAAUAAUAUGGGAAUUCGUAAAACAGUGUGGUGAUGAUGCUGGAAGUUUAUCUGCAAAAAUCACACUACAGGAAUGUUAUUUAUAUUUCAUUCAUUAUUAUAUGAAUAUGCUGAAAGAAGCCAUACUAUUACUGCAAAAAAACACAGUAACAGCUACUGAGUUGCACCCAAUUAUGAAAAAUAUAAAAGACAAGGUUGAAAGCCGACUGCAUGAUGAGUUUUAUGGCGCCAAAGUAAUGAGAAACAUGAAGUUUUUGAGGCCUUCCGAACAGGAUCAAUUAAAUAAAGAAGCCAAUGAGGUUUACAGAAAAACUCUUGCUUUAACAUUGCUUGUGUGACAUUCAUAAUUGAUGAUUACCUUUUUACAUAAUAUAUUUAAUUUGACAUUACAUUUUUGACUUCAAUGGUAUUAAUAAUUUUAAU